AUGGCUGCCAAUGAUCCAUCAUCUCGUGAUGAUUCCAAAGUCAAGCCACCGGCCAUCGACCAACUCACCUUGAAUGCGGACACGAACGACACGACGUUUGGUCAAAUUGAUGAGCGGUACCUCGCUACUAAGUGGGAAAUCUGGGCUUAUUAUGCCUACUACAUCGGCAAUAACGGAUUGUCUUUGUUCAACUUCGCUCCAACUGCCUUCCAGAAUCUUCUCUAUCAAGCAGCAGGGGACGCGAAUGGACUGCUCUUCGCGGGAAAAUUCAGAUCCACCGAAAGUAUAGUCCUACUUUGCAACGGCAUCUCGUUCGCGAUCCAGAUAGUGAUCUUCCUCGUGAUAGGAAGUUUCGCUGAUUUCGGGAAUUGGCGACCAAACAUCCUCAUUGUGCUUUCUGUUAUUGCCUACGCACUGGGAUUUGCCUGGCUGGGCGUCCAUACGGCGGAUAAAUGGCAGAUUGGGGUUGGCCUCUAUAUCGUUGGUCUCAUUGCCUAUCAGACCACUCUGACUUUUUGGACUGCUGCUUUCCCAUCACUUGCACGUAAUACUGCUAAGAUGAGACAAAAGUCCGAUGAUUUCGCCGCUGGCAAUAUCUCGCGUGAAGAAUAUGAUUUUGCGGAUACGAUGAAAAGGAGCCAGCUUGCGAACACUGCCUUCUAUAUUCAGUCCCUUUCCGAGAUUGUCAUCCUUGCCAUUAUUGUUGGUAUUAUGUUUGGCGUUGAUGUCAACGCCAGUGAUGCAAAGAAUAACUGGGGCAUAAGUGUCCUUAUUGCUUUUGCCAGCGGUGUCUGGCUACUUGUCUCAUUGCCGUGGUUCUUCUUAGAGAAACGGCGGCCAGGCCAAGACCCUGGGUCUCGGAAUAUUGUUAUGGCAGGCUUGUCUCAGCUUUAUUAUACAAUGAGCCAAGUGUGGAAGCUGAAGCAGAGCCUGCUCUAUCUUAUUGGAUACUUCUUAUUGGGUGAUUCAUUGAACACUACAGUCACUGUGGUCAGCACAUUACAAAACAGCUUAGUGGCGUAUAACACACUGCAGCUAACAUAUCUCCUGAUUGUGGGAAUCGCAGCUCAAGCUGUUGGGAUUUAUCUAUUUUGGGCUAUUCAACAGCGGUACAAAUUAGGGACAAAGACUAUGUUUAAUGCCAUUGCACUUGGCAUUGUCAUACUUGAUGGUUGGGGUAUGAUAGGUAUUUGGACCGAUAAGUUUGGAUUCCAUCAUGUGUGGGAAGUAUGGGUCUAUCAAGCUUUCUAUGGGCUGUUUAUUUGUCCGUGGUACAGCUACUCCCAGAUUAUGAUCUCCGAGGUAACACCCCGAGGUUAUGAGUUCCUGUUCUUCAGUCUAUUCAGUAUCGUCGGUAAAACAUCCUCGUUCAUCGGACCUCUUGUUUCCAGUGCCAUCAUCGAUGCUACUCCUUCUGGCAAUGUAUCCACGCCUUUCUAUUUUCUAUUUGCGCUUAGCGUGUUGAGCUUUGCAAUCUUGUUCAUUGGAGUUGAUCUAAAGAAGAGUCGUUUGGAACAAGAUCAGUUCUUGAGAGAGAAGGAGACAAGAGUGGAAGUUGAUACGAAAGCAGUGUGA
This is a messenger RNA of Penicillium canescens, 1575 nucleotides long. RefSeq lists its product as uncharacterized. The transcript has 6 exons. NCBI's taxonomy places the organism in Eukaryota, Fungi, Ascomycota, Eurotiomycetes, Eurotiales, Aspergillaceae. The record is from RefSeq and is a predicted model, not a curated record. The coding region runs from base 1 to 1575 and encodes 524 amino acids.